Molecule: messenger RNA, 1022 nt
Organism: Owenia fusiformis
Lineage: Eukaryota; Metazoa; Annelida; Polychaeta; Sabellida; Oweniidae
Source: the annotation of a GenBank genome assembly
AGUUGAACUCAAGGAACCCUAGUUGAGAUCUACAAAGCAUUGCACGACGAUGAAAUAUAUCUUGUUCACAGCUGUUAUAGCCUUAUACACGUCAACGGUGUUUGGUGUGAGAUGUCAUAAAUGCUCCUCCCAUAAAGACAACUGGUGCAAGAAUGAGGGCUUCAAAAACCCUAAUAAUAGAACAACGAAGUGCACAGACGCGGUUGGAUGCUGUAAUGGUAACGGCUGCAUGUAUUCAAGAGACAAUAAAGGUAUUAGCCGUGGCUGUGUUCCCUCGUCCAUGGCUCCGAUUACCAGAGACAGGUGCGAACAAACCAAAGCUCGACACAUAUGCUAUUGCAAUGCAGCAUUUUGUAAUGACAAAGCCCUUAAAAGUAGUGGUCCGCUCACAUACGGCCAACUGCCAGUUAUAAUUGGUUGUGCUUUGGGAACUGUUUUUAUUAUGUACAAAGGCUAGAUUAGUACAUGAAGCAGAAUAUAAAAAACAUACAACAUUGACCUAUCUGCGUUCAAGGACACUGCUUUUUGAAUACACCAGUAGUGUUUAGUUUUAUCAUUAUGUUAAAAAAUCAUAAAAAUCAAAAAGACUGAACAUAAAAUGGCCGCCCAUUAUUAAUAUCAAAAUAAAGUCAUAAAUAAGUAUUCACAUAUUAACUUUCAAAAAAUCGCUCCACUAAUUGUAGUUAUAUCAAAAACACAUAAAGAUGGCCACCAUUUUUCAAUAUGGCCGCUCGCUAGCCUUAUUGUCAUAAGAAAGUAUUCAUAUACAUAAAAUUUCAACAAAAUCGCCCCACCUUCGAUUUAUAGCAAGAAAGUAAUCCUUAAAUUACAUUUUCAAAGUCUUCUCAAGCUUUGAUCCCCUACAUCAUUAUAAAAUAUAUAUCAUGUAAAGAACAUUUUGAUAAUAAACAAUAACCUAAUGAAAAGAUCAUUCAUUGUAUUUAAUAGUGUCAAGAUAUAGGGACAGAAAAUAUUCUAGCAUAUAAGAGCAUUCAAUAUACAGUUAGCAAGUGUAACACAGG